ACCCCCACCGUGUGCUCAUCUUUUCUCUUCGUGCUUCUGUCUCCCUCCCUGUACCCACCCUGAUCUCUCUGCAGGACCCUCUGGUGGACAUGGGUGGUGCCCUGGGGCCCGCCCUGCUGCUCGCCUCACUCCUUGGUGCCUGGGCAGGGCUGGGCCCGGGGCAGGGUGAGCAAGCUAUGACAGUGGCCGUAGUGUUUGGCAGCUCGGGGCCACCGCAGGCCCAAGCUCGUACCCGCCUCACCUCCCAGAGCUUCGUGGACCUGCCUCUGGAGAUCCAGCCGCUCACCGUGGGGGUCAACAACACCAAUCCCAGCAGCCUCCUCACCCAGAUCUGCGGGCUCCUAGGCGCUGCCCGCGUCCAUGGCAUCGUCUUUGAGGACAAUGUGGGCACCGAGGCCGUGGCCCAGAUCCUGGACUUCAUCUCCUCCCAGACCCAUGUGCCCAUCCUCAGCAUCAGUGGGGGCUCUGCUGUGGUCCUCACCCCCAAGGAGCCGGGCUCGGCCUUCCUGCAGCUGGGCGUUUCCCUGGAGCAGCAGCUGCAGGUGCUGUUCAAGGUGCUGGAGGAGUACGACUGGAGCGCGUUCGCCGUCAUCACCAGCCUGCACCCGGGGCACGCGCUUUUCCUGGAGGGGGUGCGCGCCGUCGCCGACGCCAGCUACCUGAGCUGGCGGCUGCUGGACGUGCUCACGCUGGAGCUGGGCCCGGGCGGGCAGCGCGCACACACCCAGCGCCUGCUGCGCCAGCUCGACGCCCCGGUGCUGGUGGCCUACUGCUCGCGCGAGGAGGCCGAGGUGCUCUUCGCCGAGGCGGCGCAGGCCGGCCUGGUGGGGCCCGGACACGUGUGGCUGGUGCCCAGCCUGGCGCUGGGCAGCACCGACGCGCCUCCCGCCGCCUUCCCCGUGGGCCUCAUCAGCGUCGUCACCGAGAGCUGGCGCCUCAGCCUGCGCCAGAAGGUCCGCGACGGCGUGGCCAUCCUGGCCCUGGGCGCCCACGGCUACCGGCGGCAGCACGGCGCCCUGCCCUCCCCGGCUGGGGACUGUCGUGGCCACCCCGGGCCCAUCAGCCCUGCCCGGAAGGCCUUCUACAGGCACCUUCUGAAUGUCACCUGGGAGGGCCGAGACUUCUCCUUCAGCCCUGGUGGGUACCUGGUCCAGCCCACCAUGGUUGUGAUCGCCCUCAACCGUCACCGCCUCUGGGAGAUGGUGGGUCGCUGGGACCAUGGUGUCCUCCAUAUGAAGUACCCGGUGUGGCCUCGCUAUAGUGCCUCCCUGCAGCCUGUAGUGGACAGCCGGCACCUGACGGUGGCCACGCUGGAAGAGCGGCCCUUUGUCAUUGUGGAGAGCCCUGACCCCAGCACGGGCGGCUGUGUGCCCAACACUGUGCCCUGCCGCAGGCAGAGCAACCACACCUUCAGUGGUGACACGGCCCCCUACACCAAGCUCUGCUGUAAGGGCUUCUGCAUUGACAUCCUCAAGAAGCUGGCCAAGGUGGUCAAGUUCUCCUAUGACCUGUACCUGGUGACCAACGGCAAGCAUGGCAAGAGGGUUCGAGGCGUGUGGAACGGCAUGAUCGGGGAGGUGUACUACCAGCGGGCAGACAUGGCCAUCGGCUCCCUCACCAUCAACGAGGAGCGUUCCGAGAUUGUGGACUUCUCUGUGCCUUUUGUGGAGACGGGCAUCAGUGUGAUGGUGGCACGCAGCAAUGGCACCGUGUCCCCCUCGGCCUUCCUGGAGCCCUACAGCCCUUCAGUGUGGGUGAUGAUGUUUGUCAUGUGUCUCACUGUGGUGGCCAUCACGGUCUUCAUGUUUGAGUACUUCAGCCCUGUCAGCUACAACCAGAACCUCACCAGUGGCAAGAAGUCUGGGGGCCCAUCCUUCACCAUCGGCAAGUCUGUGUGGCUGCUGUGGGCGCUGGUCUUCAACAACUCGGUGCCCAUCGAGAACCCCCGAGGCACCACCAGCAAGAUCAUGGUCCUAGUCUGGGCCUUCUUCGCCGUCAUCUUCCUCGCCAGCUACACCGCCAACUUGGCCGCCUUCAUGAUCCAGGAGCAGUACAUCGACACUGUGUCUGGCCUCAGUGAUAAGAAGUUUCAGCGGCCUCAAGAUCAGUACCCACCCUUCCGCUUCGGCACGGUGCCCAACGGCAGCACAGAGCGGAACAUUCGCAGCAACUACCGAGAGAUGCACACCCACAUGGUCAAGUUCAACCAGCGUUCGGUGGAGGAUGCUCUCACCAGCCUCAAGAUGGGGAAGCUGGAUGCCUUCAUCUAUGAUGCUGCUGUCCUCAACUACAUGGCGGGCAAGGACGAGGGCUGUAAGCUGGUCACCAUUGGCUCUGGCAAGGUUUUUGCCACCACUGGCUACGGCAUCGCCAUGCAGAAGGACUCCCACUGGAAGCGGGCCAUAGACCUGGCGCUCCUGCAGUUCUUGGGGGAUGGGGAGACACAGAAGCUGGAGACGGUGUGGCUCUCGGGGAUCUGCCAGAACGAGAAGAACGAGGUCAUGAGCAGCAAGCUGGACAUCGACAACAUGGCGGGCGUCUUCUACAUGCUGCUGGUGGCCAUGGGACUGGCCCUGCUGGUCUUUGCCUGGGAGCACCUGGUCUACUGGAAACUGCGCCACUCAGUGCCCAACACGUCUCGGCUGGACUUCCUGCUGGCUUUCAGUAGGGGCAUCUACAGCUGCUUCAGCGGGGUGCAGAGCCUGGCCAGCCCCGCGCGGCCGCCCAGCCCGGACCUGACCGCCGGCUCGGCCCAGGCCAGCGUGCUCAAGAUGCUGCAGGCGGCGCGUGACAUGGUGACCACCGCUGGCGUGAGCAGCUCCCUGGACCGCGCCACGCGCACCAUCGAGAGCUGGGGCAGCAGCCGCCGCGCUCCCCCGCCACCCGCCUGCCCCGGCCCGCGGCCACCCACGCCCGGCCCGUCCCCGGCGCCCAGCCCCCCGGGCCGGGGGCCGCCGGGCGGGGGUCGUGCCGCGCUGGGGCGCAGGGCUCCGCAGCUCCCGGGCCGCCCUCCGACGCCUGGGCCGUCGCCGCCAGACGUGUCCCGGGUGUCGGGCAGGCCGCCCCGGGAGGUGCGACGGCCGGUGCAGGCCGGGCGCGGCGGGCGGCACCUCUCGGCCUCCGAGCGGCGCGCGCUCCCAGCGCGCCCCCUGUCGCCCGAGCGCUGCCACUACAGCUCCUUCCCUCGAGCCGACCGGUCGGGGCGCCCCUUCCUCCCGCUCUUCCCGGAGCCCCCGGAGCCAGAGGACCUGCCGCUACUCGGGCCGGAGCAGCUGGCUCGGCGGGAGGCCCUGUUGCGCGAGGCCUGGGCCCAGGGUCCACGCCCGCGCCACGCUUCCCUGCCCAGCUCGGUGGCCGAGGCCUUCGUCCAGCCCCGGUCGCUGCCCACUCGGUGUGGCCGCCCGGCCUGCCGGCGCUUGGCGCAGGCGCCGUCGAUGCGGCUGCCGUCCUACCGGGAGGCCUGCCAGGAGAGCGUGUGGGCCAGGGUCCCCGUCUGGCCGCACAGACAGCACGCCUGCCUGCACGCCCACGUGCCGCUUUGCUGGGGGGCCAUCUGUCCCCACCUCCCCCGCUGUGCCAGCCAUGGCCCCUGGCUCACUGGGGCCUGGGGGCCUCCGGGGCACAGAGGCAGGACCCUGGGGCUGAGCACAGGCUACAGGGACAAUGGAGGGCUGGAAGAGGUCAGCAGGGUGGCCUGUGGAACACAUGGCUUUCCUGGACCUUGUACGUGGAGGCGGAUCUCCAGCUUGGAGUCAGAAGUGUGAGGGGUCAGCUACUGUGGUUCCUGGUCAACUGGAUUCUCUGCCUGGCACUUCCAGGGUUAGUGCAGGCAGGGUUUCUGGAUUCCGCCUUGAAAUCCUGGCCUUGGGUCCCCAGUGACAGAUGUCUUCCAUGGUCAGUUGAGUGACCUCGGGGGUCUCCGGUCCUGGUGUGGUCCGGGUGGGCUGUUGCUGUCCUCUUAUGCAAAGCCCUUCCCGCCUGUCCUGGAGUCACCGGGAGCAGUGAUGUCUCCCUGCCCUGAUAUUAGCUAGUUUCUAGUCAAGACUGCGGGGGGCCUGGUGUAGGAGUAUGGUGGCUGGAACUCGGGGUGGGGGCGGGGGCUGUCCCCCCACCCCCACCCCCUGCCCUCCCUGACUGGAGUUUCUUCUCAUAGUGCUGGGGCAUUAA
This is a messenger RNA of Panthera uncia (snow leopard), 4167 nucleotides long. RefSeq names its product glutamate ionotropic receptor NMDA type subunit 2C (gene GRIN2C). The transcript has 12 exons. The record is from RefSeq and is a predicted model, not a curated record. Gene Ontology annotation, cellular component: postsynaptic membrane; NMDA selective glutamate receptor complex; plasma membrane. Lineage: Eukaryota; Metazoa; Chordata; Mammalia; Carnivora; Felidae. Gene Ontology annotation, biological process: long-term synaptic potentiation; excitatory postsynaptic potential; monoatomic ion transport. Gene Ontology annotation, molecular function: NMDA glutamate receptor activity; transmitter-gated monoatomic ion channel activity involved in regulation of postsynaptic membrane potential. Bases 90 to 3764 code for a protein of 1224 amino acids.